This is a messenger RNA of Ostrea edulis (European flat oyster), 2526 nucleotides long. RefSeq lists its product as uncharacterized. The record is from RefSeq and is a predicted model, not a curated record. Lineage: Eukaryota; Metazoa; Mollusca; Bivalvia; Ostreida; Ostreidae. The transcript has 10 exons. Bases 227 to 1987 code for a protein of 586 amino acids.
GACACCUGAUCCAGUCACUGGUGUGACAGUGUUUGCCCAACUAUCUAUUUUGUAUUGCUUGUAGGAGAUUGGUCACUGUUUGUUAUCUUCACCUUUCAUGUACAAACUACAAAUUUAUUAACACCCAUUUUAUAUCAUCUGCAUGUAAUUGACACUUUAUGUUUACAGAUAUAUUGGACGAAUACAUAUUAAUGUUCGCUUUGCAUCUUACGAAAUGUGAAUAAAGAUGUUCCGCCAAAUAAUGUCAUAUUUUAUAUUUGGUAUAUGUGUUUAUAGUACAGCAGAGGAUUAUGACGUGACAGAACCGGAAGACCAGUCGAUAGAUAUUCAGAUUCCUCCAGAAAGGACUGUAAAAUCCCCUGAAGGAAGGCGGGAAAUAUCAUCAAACAGAGUUGUGGACUCUGCGUCUUUGGAUGAGUUAUCAGCAUUAGAUCUUUCAGUCGUCGUUGAUUCAGAUUUCGUAGACCCCGUUGAAGACAAAGCAGACGUAAUCCUGAACCCAGAGAGAAAACAAUCUAGCGAUACCAUGGAAGAAUGGAACGACUCUGUAGAAAAUGUUGCAGAUGCAGUAUCGCAAUCAGUGCUGGAUCUGAAGCAGGCCGUGGAACUAAGCGAGACAAUGACGCAUACAGCAGAGGAUUAUGACGUGACAGAACCGGAAGACCAGUCGAUAGAUAUUCAGAUUCCUCCAGAAAGGACUGUAAAAUCCCCUGAAGGAAGGCGGGAAAUAUCAUCAAACAGAGUUGUGGACUCUGCGACUUUGGAUGAGUUAUCAGCAUUAGAUCUUUCAGUCGUCGUUGAUUCAGAUUUCGUAGACCCCGUUGAAGACAAAGCAGACGUAAACCUGAACCCAGAGAGAAAACAAUCUAGCGAUACCAUGGAAGAAUGGAACGAUUCUGUAGAAAAUGUUGCAGAUGCAGUAUCACAAUCAGUGCUGGAUCUGAAGCAGGCCGUGGAACUAAGCGAGACAAUGGCACAAGAGGGGACUCCUAAUGAAAAGUUUCAAUUACUUUCGGCUUUUGUGAAUCAACUCUUGACCAUUGAGGACAUUGAGAAGGAGCUUGAAGGCGUUCAAGAUAAAGCGGAAGUACUUCCUGACAUAGAAAGCUUUGUCGAAUCCAAAAUCACCUUCUCAGAGGGACAAGAAAGACUUAGCCGUGUAUACGAAUCAUUGGAAAAGAUCAUUUCGUUAAAGGAAUAUGACACUGCCCUGAAGCAAGAACUGGAACUUGUGUGCCCUAAUCACAGAACGGUUCUAUCGACAAGAGCUAAAGAUCUCAAAAGAACAGACUCGUCUAUAGUUGUUGCAGGUGAGACAAAUGCAGGGAAAACGACUCUUCUCAAUAAAAUCAUGGGGCGGCCUAUACUCACCUCAGACCACUUAUCGAACACAGGGCGAGUGUGUCGUGUUCGAAAUUCACAGAAGAAGGGGAUCCGUCUUUACACAAAAGAUAACCAAAUGAUUCAAGAAAUCUUGAUUGACAAAGCGACGGAACUAAAAAAAACAUUAAGGAAGUACUGUGAGAAGAAUGAAGAAAUGUCCCAGGAAAAUUUUUAUUACGUCGAUCUUCUAUUCCCAGUGGAUGUUCUGAAAGGGGACGUUGUGAUCGUUGACACGCCGGGAAUGAAUGAAGAAGAGAAGGUUAAAUCCAUGCUGGAGGAAUACCUACCAAACGCCCUGUCCUUUAUAUUUGUACUGAAUGUGGCGAAUGAUGGCGGCGUGCAAUGUGAUCGGAUUCCCAAACUACUGCAACUUAUUCAAGAACACAAAAAGGACAUGUCGUGCUUUGAAGAACAGGAUGUGUUAUUCUUGAUCAACAAAUGGGACACAGUUGCCAUCUCUGAUCUUUUAGUGGACUCAGAUGACGAAGAGGACGAGCAAGAAUUGCAAAUGAAGAACGAAGUACAUAGAAAUGAGGAACUAGACAGAAUCUGGAGGACUGUUCUGCGGAAAUUAAAGGACGUCUGGCCUCUAAAGGACGACUGAAAUGCAUUUCGAAUGUCACUUAAAGAACAGGGUCCAAGUGAUGAAUACAGUCGAUUUAAAACGAGGCUUACUGAUAUGGUAACAAAGACCGCAAACAAAAGGAUGAAGGAACAUUUAUGUUUCCUAAUUGAAUUUGCUCAUAAUGCAGAAAGAGGAAUUAAAGCUAGGCUGAGGAUAUUUGACCUUUCGGAAGAAGAUUGCCAGGCUAAAAUAUCUCGUAUGGAAAAACAAAUUAUAGGAGUGGAGGGAAAAUGUAAACAGAUUCAGGAAGAUCUGAAGCAAAAAUUGAAAGCAAAACUAAAACUCUUAAGCGCUGAACUUGUGAAGGAUAUGAAUAGUAGUGUGUGGAAAGACAAAGCUCUGAAUCCACCAGACAAAAAACCGAUCAAAGAAAUGCGAUUCAGAGAUCUGGCAACAGAAAUCCCAGCUAGGAUUGCGGAAAUGAUUAAGAAGUGGAUGACUGAUGGGGAAUGUCGAAAACAAAUUGAAGAAACCGAAAAAGAAAUGAUAAGAAACUUUCUAACAAUGCAGAAACAAUU